Molecule: messenger RNA, 3165 nt
Organism: Choloepus didactylus (southern two-toed sloth)
Lineage: Eukaryota; Metazoa; Chordata; Mammalia; Pilosa; Megalonychidae
Gene: SSR3
Product: signal sequence receptor subunit 3
Exons: 5
Coding region: 75-632 (185 amino acids)
Biological process (GO): SRP-dependent cotranslational protein targeting to membrane
Cellular component (GO): membrane; endoplasmic reticulum
Source: RefSeq, a predicted model, not a curated record
GGGGGCGGUGCCAGAGGGCUCCGCCCGACUCGGCUACCUGCUCUGCCUGCGCGCCUUUCGGCUCCUUUCUCGCCAUGGCUCCUAAGGGUGGCUCCAAGCAGCAGUCCGAGGAGGACCUGCUCUUGCAGGAUUUCAGCCGCAACCUCUCGGCCAAGUCCUCCGCGCUUUUCUUCGGGAAUGCCUUCAUCGUGUCUGCCAUCCCCAUUUGGUUAUAUUGGCGAAUAUGGCAUAUGGAUCUUAUUCAGUCGGCUGUUCUGUAUAGUGUGAUGACCCUAGUAAGCACCUAUUUGGUAGCCUUUGCAUACAAGAAUGUAAAAUUUGUUCUCAAACACAAAGUAGCACAGAAGAGGGAGGAUGCUGUUUCCAAAGAAGUAACUCGAAAACUUUCUGAAGCUGACAAUCGAAAGAUGUCUCGAAAGGAGAAAGAUGAAAGAAUCUUAUGGAAGAAGAAUGAAGUCGCUGAUUAUGAAGCUACAACAUUUUCCAUCUUUUAUAACAACACUCUAUUCCUGGUCUUGGUCAUUGUUGCUUCCUUCUUUAUAUUGAAGAACUUCAACCCUACAGUGAACUAUAUUUUGUCCAUAAGUGCUUCAUCAGGACUCAUCGCCCUCCUGUCUACUGGCUCCAAGUAGACCAUGUCAGCUUUCCCCCUGACUUUGUAUUUAUGGGUGGCCUGUGGUAUAUGGAAAAGUAGCAGGGUGGUCAGGGUGGGAGACACACCAGAUGUUUUUGUAGCCUGGAAUUCAAGGAUUUAAAAAAAACCAACAAAAUGUAAUUCAGUAUUUGUUUAUUGGCUCUUUUUGACAGAUUGUUGAAAUUAAAUGAACUGAAAGAGAAACGCAGAGUACUAGGACAUUUAUUAAAAGGCAAAAAGUGUCUUCAAAUGUGUUAUAGUCAUAAAAAGAGAAAAUAACUUGUUUCUUUGAUCUUUCAGAGGUCACAGUAACCUUGGCUGAGCUGUUAUUAUUUAUAAUAGUAGCAAGAAGUUAAUAACUGGUCCUCUGUGUUCCAAGCACAAUAUUAUAACUUUUUUUGAACCAAUAUCAGAAUGAGUCUUCUCCCCUGGGGUGUUGAACAGAAGCCUCAUGUUUACAAGUUUCUGAAUUUGUGAUUUGAAAUAACUCAAUUAAAUUUAAAAACAUGGUUUCUCCAACUCAGGGAUGAGAAAUUUUAGAAAAGUUUUUUUGUUUUGUUUUGUUUUGUUUUAAAAAAGCAGCCAAUGUAAUACCUAAAAAUAGUGCCCAAGCAUAUGGAAGUUGUCCUGUGGUCUUAAAGCACACACUGUUCGGCUAUAUGCCUUGGGCCCUGGGUGGCCAGGGAGGUCACCUUGACCCUGCCAUGUUGGUUUGACCUGUAAGAGACCAGAAUCAUUGUUUUCUUUGACCAUGGUCUCACACCACUGGAGGAAUGUUAAGUAAGAGAGAGAACUUCUUUCCUAAAUAUUGAUACGUAAAAAACCAAAGUAAUUUUUGUAACCUUAUUUCCAGAAUUCUGAGAACUCUUGAAAGGAAGGAAUAGUGGUUUUAGUGCUUGUCUGCAUGUUUCCAUUAGUACUUUCAUAAAUUUAACCAUUUAUCCCAUAGGUUCCCAUCAGUUAUGAACCAAAUAUUGGUUUCAGUCCAGCUGAGAGCAGGCUGUUGCAUUUUUACCAGUGUGUGUACAGAUAUUUUCUGCAUGUGGCCUGACUUGAAAAAGCUCACGAAGGUUUACUUUAACCUAUAUCACUUAAAAGGCUAUGGAAUCACAGGUGAUAACGGUUUCCUAUUAGCUUAUGACCAUAUCCAGUAAUUUCUGCAAGGCAAUACCUCACAAAGAAUAGCUUAUUCCUAAUCUUUAGUUUCCACUUCUAAAUUUAAGAUGAAUGUUAUAAUUUACAUUGGUUUUCUUAUUUAUAUCUUCAUAAAAAAGGUAUUCAUUAGGAGUUCAUCUUCUAGUUCCAUGACAUUGGCUGUUUUGGUGGGCCAUGUCAAAGGAGUUGGAAGUAAGACAGGUCAGGAGCCCAUUUUCAUAGGUGACCCAGAUCAUUGCAGUUGAAGAUUAUGUUUUAUCAUUGCUUCCAGAAGUUUGCAAUUCUUUGCUUUUCUUUGAUGCAUGAUUAUCUGAGUGCCAUCUCCAGGUAUCAUGGAAUGAAUGUGGAAGUCAGAAGAGAUUAACUGUUAAGUACAGUUAGAGAAACUCCCAAGAGAUUUAUUUAAUUUUUUAACUUUUUUUUUGAUAAAUAACUGGCCAGUAGUUCGACUGGUGGUAUGGAGUUUGUGUAUAAAAUACAUUUGCUUCCUUGACAGAAUUAUUAUUUGACAAACCAUCAGCGCCUACUAUUUGUUACCAAAUCUGGGCCAUGUAUCUUUUUGAAAUUGCAGGGAAAAAAUUGCCACUAGAUGGCAGUACCUGUACAGUUGGAGGGGGGGGGUCUCUCUGGUUCUUAGUAUAUAAUACAGUGUAGCUGAGAUGGGGUGGUUAAAUGGGGAUCUCACCCUAAUAUUCUUAAUAGAAUUUCUCUGGACUCAGUAAACUGAAUAAAUUUGUAGGAGAACAAAUAAGCAAAAUUUGUUUUCACUCCUGAAUUUUUCUUUCCGUUCUUUUUGGUUUUAAUCCUGAUAAUGGUUUCUGUCUUUCUCUUUGUUAAAUAAAUUUCUGUGCAUAAGAUUAUAAGGCAUAAAUAUAUUCAUGGUUCCACAGUUUUUAUUAAGGAUUUACUCUUCUAGUACUUUACUCUUGUGAACUACAGAACCUUUUGUCCAGUAUUUGUCCCAUCAUCUAAAAGGGCUGUGUGGCACAUAGAAUUAUACUGUGCUGAAUGUGAUUUAAUUAGUAAAAUUCUGCUGCAGAAUUUUUAUCUUAAAAAGAAAAGGGGUUCUGUAAUUGGGAUCAAAGUGAUUAAAUUUUUUUUCCAAACUCCUUGUGAUAAAGUAGAAGCUUAAGUUGUUGGAACAUUUUUACAUUUCCCUAUGUUUAGUUUCCUCAUUUAUAACUUAAUAAAAUUCUUGGAUUGAAAUUAUUUUUCAUAAGUCAAAAGUUACUGGUUGCUCUCUUUGGUAUAUUAUUGCCACUUGAAAAGGAUAAUUUGAAACAAGGUUUGAAGUUAACUGAAAUUUGGAAGUUGGAGUCACACCAAAAUUUUUUGUGAAAGGUCAUGUUUAUGUCAUUAAACUUUGAUUUAUAAAA